AUGGCGGAUAACAGUGGUGUUGUCUCUCUUUCUCAAGCUCCAACAGCCGAAAAUGACUCAUUGGAGCACACCCUUCUGAGUAUCCCAACACUCUCCGCCUCCGAAGGUGGAGGUGGCGGUGUCUCUUCCAAGUCUAAUACUCUCAUAUAUCAUCAAUAUUGUCAACAACACCUAAUACCUCCUCCGUCUUGGGGAACCCCCGCUAGGAAGCUUAGAGGCAGACCUCCGGGAUCGAAGAACAAGCCUAGGCCACCGCUCGUGAUAACCAGAGAGAGUGACUCGGUUAUGAAGACGGUGAUUCUAGAGAUAUCCGCUGGUUGUGACAUUAUCGAUACCGUUACCAACUUUGCUCAAAGAAACCAUGUUGGUGUUACGAUAAUCAGUGCCACCGGCUCAGUAUCAAACGUUACACUCCGGAAUCCUGUUCCUCACGCGCCGUCUCUCUUUCUCUUUGGAUCUUAUGGGCUACUCUCUUUGUCCGGUUCGUUCGAUGCCUCUAUCCCUACUCUCUCUUCUAGCAUAACACCCCAACCAUCUUUGUCUUGUUCUUUUGGGGUAACGCUUGCUGGGGCGCAAGGGCAAGUGUUUGGAGGGAUGGUAGGAGGGAAAAUAAUGGUGGCGACGGAGGCGACUCUGGUGGCGGCUACUUUUGUAAACCCUUCUUUUCACCGUCUGCCAUGUGAAGUUGCUGAUGACCAAGUUCAUCGUCAAGAAACCAGGCCUCGUGGUGUUCAUGCUAACGAUGGCGGUGGCAAUAGCGGAGGUGAAGGUGGCGGUUUUGUAGGUGGUGGAACCGAGUCUUGCUCUUUUACCGGCGUGUCCAUGCCUGCUUAUGGUGUCGCAGUACCCGCACCGCUUAAUUAUCAAACAUCUCCCGAUGUUAUGACUCGGGGUCCUCCUCCCCCUUGUCCUUAUUGA
Messenger RNA from Hibiscus syriacus, 918 nucleotides. Its product is annotated as AT-hook motif nuclear-localized protein 17-like. Gene Ontology annotation, cellular component: nucleus. NCBI's taxonomy places the organism in Eukaryota, Viridiplantae, Streptophyta, Magnoliopsida, Malvales, Malvaceae. Gene Ontology annotation, molecular function: DNA-binding transcription factor activity; minor groove of adenine-thymine-rich DNA binding. The record is from RefSeq and is a predicted model, not a curated record. The transcript has a single exon. Bases 1 to 918 code for a protein of 305 amino acids.